AACGCUAUCUUUCGACCAGCUGCCCACGGUAAACGUAAACAAAGCAGGCAGCUUCCUUUGACACUCUUUGGUCCAGUUAGAAAAAAGAGGAAAAUGAGCUCAGAUCAAGACAAAAGUGAGACUGAAAAGGCUAUCGAUGUGUUGCAGAGAAAAGUAAAAAAGCUUUACGAAUACAGAGAUUUUUACCUUUUAAAAAGACCCCUUGAGGAUGCCUUAAAGAAGGAUGAUGAUGUCAAGAAAGAGUUGUUGGAUACUCUUAAGUCAUUUGAUGAACUUGAAGGAAAAGCUCAAGCUGAAGACAAAUCAAAAUUCUUUUACCUAAAGGGCAGAGCGUUGAAUGUCACGCAAGACCACGACCCUGAGGCAGAGAAGCUCCUCUCAAAAGCGAUAAAACUGAACUCUAAUCUUCUGGAAGCUUGGAAUGAGCUUGGAUUUUGCAUGUGGAAAAGAGGCGACUCCCUAGGAGCCAAAAAGUGCUUUUUGAAAAAUCCCAAGGAUAAAGUGGCCCUUCGCAGUUUGGCUAUCGUUUUAAGGCAGCAACCGUCGGCAAACCACGAGGAGAGGGUGAAAAUCAUAGAAGAGUCCCUGGUGAAGGCGACUGAAUCCGUUGAGCUGGACCCAAGCGACGGUCUUUCGUGGGUUGUGCUUGGAAAUUCAUAUCUCGUGUCAUUCUUCUCCAUAUUGCAAUCGCCAAAGAAGAUGAAGCAGGCUUUAGCAGCUUAUUUACAAGCGGAAAAAGAUGUGAUAGCGCAAGUUGACCCUGACUUGUAUUACAACAAAGGCAUUGCCUUACAGUAUCAAGAAGAGUACCUGCCUGCCUUAGAAGCCUUUUCAAAAGCCGCUGCUCUUGAUCCAACUUGGAACUUGCCGAAAGAAAAAGAAAGGAAGUUAAUUAUGUACUUAGAGACUGCCCAGCAGCUAGUGACAACUCAAGGCAAACAGAGGCCAAAGAAAUUGCACAGCAUGUUGAAGGGAUUAAGUUUGAAGCACUUGGGACCAUAUGAGGAGAGCGCUGAGAAGGGUGGCGAGGCAAAAGUGACAAUGACAAAUGUGGCUCUCAAGGAUUUAGAAGAGGGUCUGAAUAAGGACAAGGUGGUGCUUGGAAAGGUUGUCAGUGGACUGCAUUCCGAAGACUCUGUUGCUUUCUCCUUCUGCAUCACUGACAAGAAUGAGACUUGCGUUGUUGUGACUGUCUACAACCUGGCUGAAGGCCGGGGGUUCAUCAUCGGAGACUCAAUCGCCAUUCCUGAGCCAUACCUUUGCAAAGUGGCGUUUACCCACAAAGACAAGAGCUUCAAUUUCAACUCGAUACGAGUUCCGACUCCUUUGGUCCUUGUGGUCAACGGAAGAAGACUGAGUCGAGAGCACCACGCCUGCACCUUGGUCACCACCAAAGUGGCCAGCACUACACAGAGCGACUACACUUCUUGAUUCUUCGUGCAGCUUUUAUUAUUUAAGUGCUUGUCUCAUGCUUGAUUAACUCUUAAAUAAUGAUCUCACUAACAAAUAAGCGCAAAAUAAUUUAAAAACUUAAAUUGGUAACAGGCUAAACAUGGAACGUAAAGUAUUCCUUAUUUAUUUUUAUAGCACUCAAAAGUCAAAGCAAAAAUCAAUUAUUUGAGUAAUGUCUGUGAUAAACACAAAAAUGACAUUAUAAAUCCAUGAUUGUAGUUUAAAAUGCGCUUCAUAUUGUCUGUGCCAAAGUCCAGGCUUUGCACUUGUACUCCAAAGUGGGAAAUAUGAUUUGACAAGCAUUCUGCUCUAAAAACUGAACCCAGUAGCUUUCAAAUAACACUUGAAAUUGAUAAGGUCCAAGGUGUUAAAAUAUUAACUCUCUUUUUAAAAAAAUGCACACAAUGUAAUUUGACCAAAAAGUCGAAUAAAACUUCAGUUCUUUUUUUACCGCAAA
Molecule: messenger RNA, 1909 nt
Organism: Cloeon dipterum
Lineage: Eukaryota; Metazoa; Arthropoda; Insecta; Ephemeroptera; Baetidae
Product: tetratricopeptide repeat protein 5-like
Exons: 9
Coding region: 94-1431 (445 amino acids)
Molecular function (GO): protein binding
Source: RefSeq, a predicted model, not a curated record